ACGACCCUUAGAACUUCCAACCUCUUUCAACAUGGCUGACACCAAGGAGCACGAGCCCACCGUCGAGGACGUUGAGGACGACGUCGAGUCCGACGAGGAGGUCUCCGACGAUGAGGAUGGCGAGGACGGCAAGCCCAAGCAGAGCCGCAGCGAGAAGAAGUCCCGCAAGGCCAUGCAGAAGCUCGGCAUGAAGCCCGUCCCCGGCGUUCAGCGCGUGACCAUCAAGAAGAACAAGAACAUCCUCUUCGUCAUCUCCAAGCCCGACGUGUUCAAGUCCCCCAACUCCGACACUCACGUCAUCUUCGGCGAGGCGAAGAUCGAGGACCUCUCCGCCGCGUCCCAGGCUGCCGCCGCGGAGGCUUUCAAGUCCGACAUGCCCGCCGUCGAGGCGCCCUCCGCCGCCGCCGCCGAGGAGGAGGAUGAGGGUGAGAUCGACGAGACUGGCGUCGAGCCCAAGGACAUCGAGCUCGUCAUGACCCAGGCGGGUGUGUCCCGCGGCAAGGCGGUCAACGCGCUCAAGGCGAACGACGGAGACAUCGUGUCCGCGAUCAUGGACCUAACCAUGUGAUCGGUGAAGGCUUUCACGUGCGCGCAAACGAGGAGCGCGAACGCGAGGAGCAACGAGGGUGUUCUGCGAAGGGAGUUUUGCGCAAAGUAGUCGCAGGGCGCGACACACAUGCGCGGCUCCGACGCAGUGUUGAAGGCGCGGGUUAGCCGCAAACGCUUCGGCUUUAAUACAACGUAGGGUCGAGACGAACGACGAUGGCGA
This is a messenger RNA of Micromonas commoda, 769 nucleotides long. RefSeq names its product nascent polypeptide-associated complex subunit alpha-like protein. Gene Ontology annotation, biological process: protein targeting to membrane. The coding region runs from base 32 to 568 and encodes 178 amino acids. Gene Ontology annotation, cellular component: nascent polypeptide-associated complex; cytoplasm. Lineage: Eukaryota; Viridiplantae; Chlorophyta; Mamiellophyceae; Mamiellales; Mamiellaceae. The transcript is spliced from 3 exons. The record is from RefSeq and is a predicted model, not a curated record.